GAGAGACGAAGGGCGGGACUUCCGGUCGGUGACGCAGCUGGCGAAGUGGAAGCCCCGCCGUCAAUCAAAUUAGGAAAAAAACAAACUGGACUAAAGCGAGCGCAGGCACCGAUUAAAAUCACCAUGCUCGGAGUGUAAUUAAACGCAGAUAUCAGUCUUCUUCAAAGAACUCAAGUAAUGACCGCGCCUGAAGGGCCAGUGAAAGCGGGCGUCAUGGCGGACAGCAGCAGCGCUCAGGACGGCGGCGGCGCGGAGCAGGACGGACAGCCCUCGUCGCUCGCCCUGCUCGCCGCCACUUGCACCGGCCUCGGUUCGCCCGCCCCCGGAGCAGAGAACGGGGCGAGCUCCAAUAAUACUGCUGCUGCUGCUGCUGCUGCUGGAGGGAACGCAGACCUCUCAGUGCAGUUAACAGGGUCGUCUGAAAGGUGGGAGGCGGUGAAGGACGACUCCGGUGUCCUGCAUCUCCCAGGCACGGGCAUCGUCACGUCCAACGGACAGUAUGUUCUUCCUCUCCAGAGCCUCCAGGGUCUCCAGAACCAGUCCAUCUUACUCACGUCAGGGACCGACGCGUCCGGCGGCGCAGUGCCUAACAUCCAAUACCAAGUCAUCCCUCAGGUGCAGACGGCCGAAGGGCAGCUGGGUUUCUCUGCCUCUUCCGUCGAGGGGGCCUCGAUGGCGCAGGACGCCGCAGGGCAGAUCCAUAUCCUCCCAGACGGCACACAGACCAUCAGCGUCUCGGGCGCAGACGUGCUCAGCAACAGCCAGCACCUCAUGACACAGUCUGGCCAAGUGCACCAGAUCCCGCAGGUGUCUCUGGGAAGCUCCGCCUUCAGCACUCAGGGUCAGGUGGUCACUAACGUGCCUCUGGGUUUGCCUGGUAACAUUACCUUUGUGCCCAUAAACAGCUUGGAUCUGGACUCUCUCGGGCUUUCCGGAGCCCAGCCGAUCGCCACCGGCGUCACGGCUGACGGACAGCUGAUCAUGACCAAUCAGAGCCUGGAGAACUCUGAGGGCUCGGCCAAAGCAGGGGAACAGCAACAGACGCUCAACUCCAGUGCAGACAUGUUUGUGCCUACCACGUCCUCCUCGUCCUCGCAGCAGCACACCAGCACGAUAGACAGCAUGGGCGUGUUGACGCAGUCUGCGGCGGGAGAGCAGGGCGACGGCUCGGGCUACCUCAGUCAGGGCGCGGUGCAGGUGUCUGGAGGACAGCAGGUGAUCCAGUUACAGCAGUUGCCCUUGCAGACCGCUGACGGCCAGGUGUCUGCUCAGGCCCAGCAGUCUCUGCAAAACGUCCAGCUCAUCAACCCAGGAACAUUCCUCAUCCAGGCCCAAACCGUCUCCCCGUCAGGACAGAUACAGUGGCAGACCUUCCAGGUCCAGGGAGUUCAGAACCUCCAGAACCUUCAGCUCCAGACGGCUCCAGCUCAGCAGAUUACUCUGGCCCCGGUGCAAACGCUGUCUCUGGGUCAGGGCGGUACACCUGUCAGCCUGACCUCUGGACAGAUGCCUAACCUGCAGUCGGUGACGGUGAACGCUGUGGGCCAGUUCCAGCAGUCCGAGGACACGGACAGCACUGGAGAUAUUCAGAUUAAGGAGGAGCCUGAUUCGGAGGAGUGGCCUCUGGACAGUAGCUCUACGCUGAAUGCCAAUGACCUCUCUCACCUUCGUGUUCGUUUAGUGGAGGAGGAGAUGGAGGGAUUGAGCCAGGAGGGCAAACGUCUGCGCAGGGUCGCAUGCACCUGCCCCAACUGCAAAGAGGGAGGCGGGAGGGGAUCUAACAUGGGCAAGAAGAAACAGCACGUGUGCCAUAUAGCUGGCUGCGGGAAGGUAUACGGGAAGACGUCUCACUUGAGAGCUCACCUGCGCUGGCACUCGGGAGAGAGACCCUUUGUCUGCACCUGGAUGUUUUGUGGGAAGAGGUUCACACGCAGUGAUGAAUUGCAGCGACACAGGAGAACACAUACUGGAGAGAAGAAGUUUGUGUGUUCAGAGUGUUCGAAGCGGUUCAUGCGCAGCGAUCACCUGGCCAAGCACAUAAAGACGCAUCAGAACAAGAAGGGAGUGGGCGGAGCCAUGGUGGCCAGCGUGGGCGGAGCCGUGUCCUCGGACAGCAUCAUCACGACGGGCGGCACCACACUCAUCCUCACCAACAUCCAGCCCGGCACCAUGCAGGGCCUGGCCACCGUCAGCGCUACCGUCAACACGUCCAGCUCACAGGACCAGCUGAGCACAGCCGAGAUUCCUCUGCAGUUAGUCUCAGUGUCCGCCGGGGACGCGGCCGAGUGACGAACCGUGAACGCUCUGUUAGACUGCCAAGGCUCCGCUUCUUCCUGUAUGACAUCACAUCCUCUUCUCCCGCAACCUGAGACUUUAUACGUCGAUUCCAAGCUCACGCAUUUACCUUGCUUUUAUACCUUUACAUAUUUACCCUCCUUUACGUAAAUAAGUACAUUUACGUGAAUGCAUAUACACACACACACACACACACACACAUACACACACACACACACACACACACAUAUAUAUUAUUAUAUAUAUAUUUUACAAAUAUAGAAUUAUUGGGGUUUUUGUUUAUCUUUUUAUGGGGGAAGCAUUAUUUCUUGUUUUCACAUACUACACUGAAAUGCCUUAUAUUGUAUUAUAAGCUGCCGUGUACAAAGCUCGAGUUCUUCAUGGGUGUCAAGCAUCUGUUUCAGUGUGUACUUGUUGGAACGGGAAUAAUCGUGUCAUGUGACAGACGGGUCGCUGAUGUUAAAGGAGCAGCUCAGCCAAAAGUGAAAAUCCUCACAUUAUUUAUCCCCCCCCCCCUCCAUUACAGCGUUCCAAACUUGUGCGGUUGCUUUGAGGGAAAAUUGUUUUCUUUCCAUGCAACAACACUUCCAUGUCUGUCAAGCUCCAGAAUGGACAUGUGACUAGAAUCACGCUGUGUGAGAAACACCCAAAAUGCAAGCUUUUAUUCAGUGAGAGUCGUCCCAUCAGCUUUGUAACUUUGUCAGACUCUGUGUUUUAUGUCGUGGGCUUUGGUUUGGUGGGAAGUUAAGCAUCUGUUGUAGCGUCUUGGGUCUGAACUAGUUCUCGUGGAGCGGGGAAGUAAUGACAGAAUUUUCAUUUCUGUGGGUGAGCUGUUUCUCAUUUUAAUUAUAGGUCGUAAGUGAUAUUCGUGGUGUAAGUUCUCCAUAUAAGGAGGAAGAUGUAAAACUUUGGAGAGAAGCUUGCCAUUGUGCUGUUGGGAGUCAUGAAGGUGUCCAAUAGUGUCUUUACAUGUCUCCGAUGCUCCUCAUGAAAAUGCAUUUGAUUUAUUUUAUGUAGAUUUAUUUUGUGUAGGUAAACCCAGUCCUGGCAAAGGGGAAAAUAUGAAACAAUCAUGUAAUUAAAAGCAUUUUAUGUAUCAUAAUUCUCUAGUUGAUCAGAUCUUUCAAUAUGAAUUUGUUGCAAAUGAAGGCUUUUUUGAGCAAAGUGAUAUUUAUAUACAUUGUAACCUGGAUUUGUGGUGUCCACAACUGCUUUUCUAAGAAAAAAAAAACUCCCUUCGGCUUUACUUUUUUAAAGAACUGGACUGUAAACAGCAUCAAGAAUCAUUUGUAUGAAAUGAAGCGGUUUGUAGUUUGCCAAAUUUUAUAAAUGGAGAGAAAAACUCUUGGUUUAUGUCUGAUGGUUUGCAGCAUUAAUAUCUGUUCUGUGUGUUUCAGGACCAAACGAGCAGCUCCGAGUGUCUGGCAUCAAUCUGCCGUGUCAAAAUACUUCAGUAACAGGCUUUUGGGAUGUUAAAUGAGCAAAAGCGUGGCGGGACCUUUGCAGUCACAUCACUGUCUAACCACGUAGUGAUGUAGGCGACGUUCAAUAUGUAGGUUUUGAACUUCCUCUCCUUCGUUCGCUUACUGUAUUGCCGUGAGUCUGACGCCUUGAAUCACAGCGAGAUUGCUCUCGAAGGAGUUAGCUAAUGAGUGUUGUGUAAGGAGGUCAAGGUUUUAUUUGAACACACUGCAGGUCAUCAGGGAGGACGCACUCGUUUGCUGUUAGUCCAUGUACAAGUAUGGCUUUGUUUCCGUGUGGUACUGUACAGUUAAUCUCCGCUGAUCUGUUUUUAUCCCUUCAGCUAAUCAUCAUGUCUCUUUAUCUACCCAUUUUGAGUACCAUUGCCAAUUUUUGUGUUGGGGAUUCUAUACCUCCCGUAGCCAAGUUUGUAACGAUCAGAGUUUGAUUGAAAAGGUCCAGCGGGGUUAAUGGCAGAUAAUCAAACACUAUUUUGUUUUCUGAUUUGAUAAAGUGGUGUUCUGUCACAGGGAUCCAGAAUUGCAAUUUUUUUUUUUUUUAGUUUGUGAAGUCUAAUUCGAUUUUGUUCAUUAUAAAUAGCAUCUUAUCAUGUCACUUUUAUAUUUUUAUUUGGUCAUUUUUCCAAGAACGCUUCAGACUAUUGUACAAUGCCCACUUUUGAGGGCAGCUGUUUAUUUCACACUAAAAUGACUAAAUCUAA
Cyprinus carpio (common carp) is the source of this 4477-nucleotide messenger RNA. Its product is annotated as transcription factor Sp3-like. Lineage: Eukaryota; Metazoa; Chordata; Actinopteri; Cypriniformes; Cyprinidae. Gene Ontology annotation, biological process: regulation of transcription by RNA polymerase II. The record is from RefSeq and is a predicted model, not a curated record. Gene Ontology annotation, molecular function: RNA polymerase II cis-regulatory region sequence-specific DNA binding; DNA-binding transcription factor activity, RNA polymerase II-specific.